AUGAGUCAUUGUCGAAUUCUUGCUGAAAAUAUCAAUUCAGAUCAAUUCGAUUUACAACGAGCUGCUGAAGGACUUCUUUGGAAAUUAGAAAGAGAAGACGAAGCUGUUGCUAAACCGAUUAUUUUGAAUUCGUACCAAUACGAUAUCAUGAUAAGUUAUUCACACAAAGAUAAAGAAUUAUGUCUUCAAAUUCAUGAACAACUAGUGAAAGACGGAUUUAAUGUUUGGGUUGACAGAGACUGUUUACGUGGAUCAACAAUGGUAGGCAUAGCAAAUGCUAUUGAAAAUUCUGAAUAUGUACUCAUCUGUAUGUCGAACACUUACAAAGAAAGUGUCUAUUGUCAAUCGGAAGCACAUUAUGCAUUCGAACGUGGAUGUCAUCUAGUUCCAAUUAUGCUAGAAUCUAAUUAUAAACCUGAUGGAUGGCUCGGUAUCAUUUUUAAUGGUAUUAUAAUAUCAAAAGGAUUGAAUGCUUAAUUUAUAUUUUAUUCUGUUAAUACAACAAUUAAAUUAAUAAAACAAGGUAAAGCUUAUAUUCAAAUUAAUAAUUAUCCAUAUUAAAGUGAUUUAUUAUCAAUGGCAGACUUAAGUUCAAUUUUUGCAGCAACAAUUCGAAUUUUUUCACAAGCUCUUAUGAUUUUUGGUGGUGUUGUUCCAUAUAUUCCUCAAUAUUUAAUAAUACAACGUUCUCAAAAUGCUGAAGGUUUUUCUAAUUAUGUAUGUCUUACAUUACUUAUUGCUAAUAUUUUACGUAUUGAAUUUUGGUUUGGUAAACAUUUUGAAAUUCCUCUUCUUGUUCAAUCUAUUAUAAUGAUUAUAUGUAUGCUUAUUAUGCUUGAACUUUGUAUACGUGUUUAUUCAAAAUCUGUAUCUCAUCAUUUACCUCUUAAUCAACAAAAUUUAUCACAUACAAAAGAAGUAACACCAGAUAUUCGUGAAAAAAAAUUUACUGAUUUUCAAAUGGAUGAUUUUUGGAAAUGGACAACAUUAACAAGUUAUCUUCAAUUUUUAUUUGUAUUUACUUUCAUGUUAAGUACAACAACAUGGUUACUUCUUGAUAAUACAUAUUAUAUUGAAAUAAUUGGAUUUCUAGCUGUAUUUUUCGAAGCUUUAUUAGGUACACCACAAUUUAUGCGUAAUUUUCGAUUGAAAUCAACUGAAGGAAUGAGUGUAAAAAUGGUUCUUAUGUGGACAUCAGGUGAUAUAUUUAAAACUGUUUAUUUUAUUUUACGAAAUGCACCAAAACAAUUUUGGCUUUGUGGAAUGUUACAAAUUAGUAUUGAUAUAGCUAUACUUUGUCAAGUUGUUUUUUAUUCUGACAAAUAUCGAUUUCGUAAACGUUAA
Molecule: messenger RNA, 1344 nt
Organism: Rotaria sordida
Lineage: Eukaryota; Metazoa; Rotifera; Eurotatoria; Philodinida; Philodinidae
Source: the annotation of a GenBank genome assembly